GAGAGAUGUUGUGAAUGACUGAGACAGCAGAGCGUGAGACUAACAAGUGGUUGCCAUGCAGCAGCAGGAGCAGCAGCAGCAGCAGCCACUGUGUAUGAGUCUAGAGGCAGCGACAGAGGAAAGGAAUGAUAAUGAGUAGGAGGCAGAAAGUAAGAGCAUGAGAAGAGGAGCUGUAUCUCUUAGAGGAGACACGCCAGCCCGGGAUCCUGCCUCGCAUCUUCUUUCUCAUCCUGUUUUUUCUUCUGUUGAGCUAGCUGAGUCAGUGCUAGCGAUGGAUGCAUUCAAGGACACAUGUGUGGGUUCGCCGCGGCAGAUCGUCCCUUCAGAAGGCAGUGGAGCAACAGGUCUGUGAGAAAGCCUUCGUGGAGACGGUAACACCAAGGCUUUUAAAUGCCUGGCCCCAUCAGAUGAGAGAUGAGGCACCUAGAUGUUGGCUCACAAUGUGUAGCGUCCACUACAACCACUCCCUUGCUGCCAUGAGCGGAAACGAGAUGAUGGCGCACUCUCUGACUCUGGAACAGAAGACAGCGUUCGCCCUCGUGGGAAUGCUACUCGUGUUCUUGGGACUGCUGAUAGUUCGCUGUUUCAGGAUCCUGUUGGACCCCUACAGCAGCAUGCCAUCAUCCAACUGGGCCGAUGGCAUCGAGGGGCUGGAGAAGGGGACGUUUGAGUACGCCCUCACCUAACGCAGGGACAUGCUCAUCCCCUCGUAGAAGUCGUCAUUGACACUCACAUAGAACUACUGUACGUCAUCGAUGUGUCCUUACAAGCGAACGCAGGAGGAAGUCCUGUCGACAUUGCACCUUACAUCGUCAGAUGUCUUUCUCUGAUGGACACAAGGCUGUUAAAUGUGUGAGCUUUCUUUUCUGUUUGUAAAUGUACGUUUGUUGUGUGUGUGUUUGGCUUUUUUGCAUCGUGGAAGUGGCCAUAUUCUGUCUUUCUUAUUGUCUAUUUCAAGAUAACACGAUAAACGCUUGAGGCUCCCUUUAACACUGCGGUACGGAUGACUGUACUCAGCGGUGGUCAGAAGGAGACAUUUUGGGGGUUAACAUGAUGCUUUUUGAAGACUCAGGGAAAAGCUUUGUAACGGGCCUAUGAGCUAGGCGGUGGCGAUUCCGGGGGCCCAGUACGUGAUUGGAUCCAGGGUAUUAAAUUGAAUGCGUGCUUUAUGUCGACAAAUCAAAGUCAAUUUCGUGACAUUUAAGGGUUGCUGUUUCGAAUUGUCUCGGCCCGUUUGAAUGAACUAAAACUGUGAUUUACAUGAAGGUGUUACUCUUUAUAAUUGAUGCAAAAACAACUUGGAGCCGCUGCUGUUUUUGGAUGGACGGAUGAAGCCUGUGGCCAAAAAUCAUUUUUCGGAAUGAGUUAACCAUUGCCAAGGAAGACCUAAGACAACGUUGAUAGAUGGACAACACAUUUUCCUGUCACUGACUCUUAUGAGAAAAUGGAUUUUAUAAUAAAGGGAAAGAAUCUGCUUCUCAAAGUGCUGCUAGUUUUUGUUAGGAAAAGAGAUACUACCUGUCUGCAGAGGAAACGCUCGACACUGACUUGGGAUUUCUCUCAAUACUUCAAGUGAAAGAACUACUCAUCUUUAUCUCAACUUUCCUCAGUCAUCCACACCGGCUCCCUUAAUUCCUGAUACUGGAAGAGAGGACAGUUCUCGACAGUGAAAGAGUCUGGACUGAAAUCUUGAAUGUCUCUUUGCUAUAUCUGAAUUCUCCCUUAGUGCUGUGAAUCUGCCUUACUGUGACCUUCUAUGGGUUUAUGUGCCUUCAUCUAGAGAUAUUAGAGCACUUGUUCCUGUGUGUGUCUUUUUGGCAUUUCAUGAUGAUGACAGAUUGUUUGUCUAUGGAUGUUUUGUUUGC
Molecule: messenger RNA, 1865 nt
Organism: Synchiropus splendidus (mandarinfish)
Lineage: Eukaryota; Metazoa; Chordata; Actinopteri; Syngnathiformes; Callionymidae
Gene: ctxn2
Product: cortexin 2
Exons: 2
Coding region: 276-686 (136 amino acids)
Source: RefSeq, a predicted model, not a curated record